AUGGGUUUCCUUAAAGGUACUUCUGCUACAGUCUCGAGGAUGCUCGUUACCUGCACGCGCACUAUUAGUGCUGUACCUGGCAAGGAGCCCGUCAUUCAGCCCACCACUGCCCUAGUCACCGGUACAGCCAACCAGCCAAUGACGAACGACACAGCAUCUGAUGAGAAGAGUACUUCGGCUGACACUUCCUCGAAUACUGACCAGGACUCCUACAUCGAGCACGAUAUCACGGUUUCAGAAUGGAUCCAUUCUCUACUCCCCAGCAAGAAUGGCGUUCUCAAUUACUUCCGAAGCUUGUUCCCAUGCAUCGACUGGAUACCUCGCUACAAUUGGCGAUGGCUGCUUGGAGACGCGAUUGCAGGCAUGACUGUUGGUCUUGUGGUCGUUCCGCAAGCAAUGGCGUAUGCACUGCUGGCUGAUCUGACGCCUGAGUUUGGACUCUAUACCUCCUUUACCGGAGCGGCGAUCUACUGGCUUUUCGGAACUUCCAAGGACAUUGUAAUAGGGACUACAGCCGUGGGCUCUUUGCUCGUCGGUUCGGUGAUUUCCAAAGUACAGGACGCACAUCCGGACACGUACUCGAAUCCAGACGUAGCGAGGACACUGUCGUUCGUUAUAGGAGCGAUCAUGUUGCCAGUUGGCUUCCUGCGCCUUGGGUGGAUCAUCGAUAUCAUCCCCUAUAUCCCGAUUUCAGCAUUUGUAACCUCUGCGAGCAUCACCGUCAUGUCGACUCAAUUUCCAGUUAUGAUGGGGAUUACCGGCAUAAACACCAGGGAGCCCCCUUAUCGAGUCAUCAUAGAGACGCUCAAAGGUCUCCCGAGAACGCAGCUUGACGCCGCUGUCGGCAUCUCCAGCUUAAUCCUGCUGACCGUUAUCAGGGAUGUUUGCGCAAAACUGGAAGUGCGUCAGCCUGCCCGCAAAAGGUUCUGGGCCAUGGUAUCUUCCUUGAGACUCACGUUUGCAAUGCUCCUCUACACUCUAAUAGCGUGGCUUGUGCAUCGCACGCUACCCAAGGAUGAACGGAAAUUCCGACUUGUUGGUCAUAUUGACAGUGGCUUCCAAUAUGUCGGUGUCCCCAGACUAGAUGGAGAACUGAUCACAUCGGUGCUUCCGCAUGCCCCAGUUAUCAUCAUCAUCCUCAUUAUUGAGCACAUCGCAAUCGCGAAGUCGUUUGGAAAGCAGUUCAACUACAUGGUGAUCCCAUCCCAAGAGAUCAUGGCGCAGAGUUCUGCGAAUCUGCUUGGCCCCUUCGUAGGCGGCUAUGCAUGCACAGGCUCUUUUGGUGCGUCCGCUGUUCUCUCCAAGGCAGCUGUCCGCACUCCGCUUGCGGGAUUAUUCAGUGCAUUGCUCUUGCUGCUGGCACUGUAUGCCUUGACCGCCGUGUUUUACUACAUACCACAUGCUGCUCUCGCUGGACUGAUUAUUCACGCUGUUAUGAACCUACUUGCUUCAUUACAGACCUUGAGGAAAUAUUGGCGUCUGUCCCCAUUGGAGCUUCUGAUCUGGGUGGUAGGAGUUGUUGCUGCUGUUUUCAGUCAUCUAGAGACUUCGAUAUACAUCACCAUUGGCUUGUCAAUUGGUUUGCUGCUGGUAAGAGUAGCACGUACACGAGGAUCGCUCUUAGGGGAAGUCACAAUCUGGCAGCCAGUGGCUGCAGAUGCAACAGAUACAUCAGAUUCUCAGCCGGGAAUGCCGACUCAUCCAAAGUCUUUAGGAAAAGGCCAUCGAGAAACCUUUAUCUCACUCGAUCGGAAUGAUGCUUCCAAUCCGGCAGUCUUCGUCAAGUCUCCAUAUCCGGGAGUAUUUGUCUACCGUUUUGCGGAAGGCUUCAACUUCCUCAAUCAAGCUCAACAAUUGGGGAAUCUUGCUCGUUAUAUCAGGUCUCAUUCCCGAGUCGGAAAGACUGAGUCACAAGUCAAGGCAUCCGAUCGGCUGUGGAGUGAUGCCUCCGGGAGUAAGAGCUUGGAGUCCAUCCAGAAGGACCUCCCUGUUCUUCGUGCAGUUGUAUUCGAUUGCUCAUCGAUAAACAAUAUCGACGUGACAAGUGUUGAAGGUCUUGUCGAUCUACGGAACAGUCUCGAACGCCAUGCUCGCCCAUCAACAGUAGAUUGGCAUUUUGCAACCCUGACAAAUCGCUGGGCUCGCCGGGCGCUUGUAGCAGCAGGCUUCGGGCUCUCAACCAAAGCUAGUCACGGCAAUGUGGGAAAACUAGCGCCCGUUUACUGUGUGGCGAGCUCUCUGGCCGGAGCUUCGUCCGAAGACGCAAUGGCUGAGGAGACGAGGAGGAGGAGAAUCCUCAAUUUGGAUGAUGAGAGUCGAGUGGAAGACAAAGAUCUCGGCAUUAAGCAAGAUUCGAAUUCUAGAAGGAAAUCGCAAAGGAUGGAAGGGCAUACAGGUGCCUCGGGCGGCUCGGGCGGCCAAUGUCUCUCUUUCCAGCCGGUGCAUGGGGUAAAUCGACCCUUUUUCCACAUUGACUUGACACAAGCAGUAGUGGCGGCGGUUCAGGAGGCAAAAGAAGCAGACCGGCAUCUGUGCGCUGUGGGAAAUAGUACCGAUGACUCUGAGGCCGUAGGUGGCUCAUCAUCCUAG
Exophiala aquamarina CBS 119918 is the source of this 2589-nucleotide messenger RNA. RefSeq lists its product as uncharacterized. The transcript is spliced from 3 exons. Bases 1 to 2589 code for a protein of 862 amino acids. Gene Ontology annotation, biological process: transmembrane transport. Gene Ontology annotation, molecular function: secondary active sulfate transmembrane transporter activity. NCBI's taxonomy places the organism in Eukaryota, Fungi, Ascomycota, Eurotiomycetes, Chaetothyriales, Herpotrichiellaceae. The record is from RefSeq and is a predicted model, not a curated record. Gene Ontology annotation, cellular component: membrane.